Molecule: messenger RNA, 2754 nt
Organism: Drosophila elegans
Lineage: Eukaryota; Metazoa; Arthropoda; Insecta; Diptera; Drosophilidae
Exons: 4
Coding region: 1182-2717 (511 amino acids)
Source: RefSeq, a predicted model, not a curated record
UCGAGCGUUAUAGUCGCGAGUUCGGAUCAAAAGGACACUGGGCGAGUGCAGAGCGCUCAAAGUGGUACCAACAACAAAUGCCUCAAUAUUACAGCCAAUGCUAGAAAGUGUUAGUGCUAUUUUCGCUUGAUUUUAGCCAAGUCGAAAGGCAAAUAAGCAGUGUUGUAGAAAUCCCAGCGAAAUCAUAAUCAAAAAUAAAUAUAUUCUGAAAAGUUAAUAAAAAAAAAACAAGAUCAAUGAACAGAGAUAUUAAGAGUCGAAAUCGUAAGCGAAAGGCGAACCAAGUUUGUAGCAUACUUUUUUGGGUUUACGUCAUGUUUGUCUACGCGAACCGCCAUUUGUGCUUGUGUGCUUGAGUCCGCACACAAACACGCACACCAUUAUGUCGCCUGUAUUCGUGCCUGUCUCUGUCUCUGUGCCUGUGUUUGUGUUUGCAUCGGUGUCUGUGAGCCAGAAUGCAUGCCAAUCAGAAUCAGAAUCAGAAUCCUGAGUCCUGAAUCCUGAAUCAUCGACUGUCCAAACAUCGUGCAUUGCUUUUGUCCGCCUGGGCUAAUUAGCUGCAGGUAGCAAGUCCUUGUGCCGUUUUACCUUCAAGCUAAGCAAAAACGUAGUAACUGAACAAAAGAAAAAUCAAAAGUCAAAUUCAAAACCCAAAACAAGACAAACAUAAAUGUAAAUUGGUAUGCAAAAUAUAAACUGAACAAGCGUUGUCGAUGCAACAGCUAAAAACAACUACAGUAAAAAACUAAUACUACAACAACAAUAUAAACAACAGCAACAACAACAAAAACAACAAAAGCAAGCAACAACAAUAAAACAGAACAGAGUUACAGCAAGAGCAAGAACAACAACAACCGCUGCUAGUAGAUAUUAUAAAUAUAUAUAUAAAACUAAAAAAAACGUACAACAUUUAUGUAAUAUUUACAUUUUUUGUCGAGGCACCCAAGCAAAGUAAUAUUUUGCAACGUAGACUCUUAGGCGUGGCACACAAUAACACAACAGCAACAUCUACAACAUCUGCAACAUCUGCAACAUCAGCAACAUCAGCAACCAGAGCAAUAAAUAUACAACAUCCAUCCGAAACCGCAAACAUCCAACAAUCCACCAUCGCCACCGCCACCACCACGAACCACAUGAGCCUGAACAAGAUCAAGAAGCGGGACGCGAGCGACUUAUGACUGAUGCGCUCCAAGGGCAACGUCGGCGUCGGCGUCGGCGUUGGCGUCGGGGUCAAUGUCGGCGUCGCCGUUGGCAGCGGCAGCCGGUACAAGGUGACCGCCCGCUGUGUACCGGAAGUGAGCAUCACGUCGCCAACAUCCGGCGCCAUUCAGCCCCAGCCACAGGCACAGCCGCAGCCCAAGCACUUUGCCCUGCUACGCAGUCGCUCGCAACCGUCGCCGCCGACGUCGUCCACGUCUAACAGCCUUUUCUCCACGCCAGGCGGGGCCACUCUGGUCGAGGAGGAGGAUUUCAGCUUGGCCAGCGGCAGUGGCACAGCCAAAAACGUGCUCCAGCGCCAGCUGGCCACCACCAUCCAGCAGGAGGAUCCGGAUCUGGAGCAUUCCGUGCAGCAGGACCAGCACAGCAAGUUGCCUGAGCCGGCGGAACCGCCCAAUGAGCUCACUCCGCUGGUGGAGGAACCCAAUUCCAUAGCAUCAGCAGCACCAGCAGCAGCAGCAGCAGCAGCAGCACAUCGCUACAGCCACAACUCGAAGACCACGCGCUCCUGGCCGGUCAUCUAUCGCAAUCCUCAUCACUGCGACUACGAGGCCUUGUACGUGCAACAGCAGCAGCAGCAGCAGCAUCAGCAUCAGCAGAACUUCAAGCAGAACUGCUACUCCAACCAGUUCAAGCAGUCCAUCGUCUACUCCAGCAGCAAUGAGGAGCUCCAGGGCGGCGAGCCAGUAGCCUCCAGUUCGGGCGUCGAGAACCGCCAGACCACGUGCUACUACUUCGCGCCCAGCCGGCACAACAGCAUUUACGAGCACCCCUCCUCGGUGGUCGGAGGAUCCCUGCAGUUCGAUAAUCCCACGACCACAGCUGCGGCGGCGGCCGCCGUCGAGAGUCUGAGGCGGAGCAACAGCAUCCUGCUGCGCCAGAACAGCUGCGCCAAGGUCAUCCAGCGUCGCGGCAGUGGUAGCGGUUCACCCACCUCCCUGGGCUCCCAGAUGGAGGGACUGGGCAUGGGCAUGGGCAUAGGCGGCGGCGGAGCGGCCAGCGCCUGCUGCUCCAGCUGCUGCAUGGGUCCGCCCCCGGUGCUCUUCCUGUUUGUCACCCUGCUGAUGACCACCAGCGCCACGGCCAUGCUGUGCGCCGCCAUCAUGACCGACCACUGGGAGCACGUGACGUGGGACCGCAACAGCCUCGAUCGCUACUCGAACCGGUCGGGUCUGCACCUGGAGUGGCUGCUCGACGACCAGGUGGCCAUGCUCAAGCCGGACAAAAGGGCCGAUCAUCGCUUCCGGCGCGACUCCGUGUUCUUGGUGCCCAUGCAUGGUGGCAUUUGGACGCUGUGCAUCGACCUGCCCAUUCAGCAGCUGCAGGAGCUGCGUCGCAAUCCCAAGUUCCCGCGCGGUGCACCGCCGUGUGUCAACUACCUGGCCGGAUCCAUGGAGAAUGCCCGCGGAGAGGAGCAGCGCAACGACUGGCAGCACAGUGAGUCACAGGUCACUCUGCAGCCGCAUCUGAGUACGUAUCCGGGGGCAGCCCGACUGUGAAUCCAGUUCCACUCCAGAUCCACCUUCCGAUCUAACU